ACAAGUUGCACUUUUCAUACUUUAAAAGAGCUGUCCCAUUAUACUUGGUUAUAAAAGAAUUAUACAAACUUAUGGGUUCAAGCAAAGGGCAGAGUGCGAAGAAACCUAGCAAGAAGAAAAAAUCAAAAGGAGAUGAAGCAUUGAAACCUCCUGUGAGUGGUGCAGCAGAAGUGAGUGAAGAAGAGUUUGAUGAGGCUCAGGCUUCUUCCUCUACCUCUAAAACCUCACCACCUCAUGGGAAUGGAAUUACGGGAGAUGUUACAGUUGGGGAAGAUGUCCCUAACAGCCCCCAACUGCUCGAGGAUAUGCCUGAACCAGAUUCAGCUAAACCCAAGUCUGUUACCUUCGCUGACCUCUUCAAAGGUAAUAGAGAUCCUGAGCAAGGUAUGAUUCUCAAGCAAUAUGAGGUGGGUGAGGGUGUUCUUGAUAUUCCUGAUGAGAUGAUUAAGCCUAUCGAAGAUAUAUGGGGGUAUUGUCUCGUGUGGUGCUUUACUGGUAGAUUUCCUGGGUUGAAAGCUGUGGAUGCCAUUGUACAAAGUUGGAAUGUUCCGUGUAGAAUUAUCCCCCACUGCAAGGGCUGGGUUGUUCUUAAGUUCGAGAAUGACAAAGAUAGAUAUGAAUUGCUAAGAAAAGACAUUAGCAAAGCUUACGGGAAGGAGUUUAGGCUCAAAAUACCUAGCCAUGGGUUCGUGUUUGAUUUCGCAGAGUUUACCACCCUCCCUGUUUGGGUGCAGCUCCAUAAUGUCCCUAUGCAGAUGUGGUCUGAUGGAUGUAUCGGUAUGCUGGCCUCUAAAGUUGGGAAACCACUUAGAACAAACUUAGUCACUAAACAGCUGGGCAAAGUGGGUUUCUGUAGAGCACUUGUGGGUUUCUCCAAGGAACCAGUUACAAAGUUCAAGGUGGCAUGUAUGGGUAAGAAAUAUACCCAGGUGGUCGAAUUCGAGGAAGAACCAAAGUAUUACUUUCAUUGCAAGACUUGGAACCAUGGUCCAUUCUCUUGCAGGAGUUUGGAAUUAAAGAAACUCAAAGAGCAAAUUGAUCUCAAUAAGGCUGGAGCUCAUACUGUGAAGGAUACUGUGUUACAGGCCGAGGGGGUGCAAAACACUGACAAGCCUAAUGAAUGGGUUACUAAAGGGAGACAGAAUAAGGGCUUUACUGAACCACCUGAUGGACACAUUACAUCUCCUUCCUAUACUACUAAGGAUAAUGCUCCUAGGGGUGGAAAAGGUGUUUUGACCCUAGUUCCUAACACCUUGGGCAAGAAACCUGGUACUGCUGAUGGGGUUGGGAGGAAGAAGAGUGAUGUUGGAGAAGCAUUGGUUGGGAAGAAAGCUGGGCACAAAAAAGGUAGAAAGGGUUCAGACCCUCCUCCUUGAUGAAUAUUCUUUGCUGGAACAUCAGAGGGCUUAAUAGGUCCUCUAAACAAAACUUUUUGUGUAAAUAUUUUUGGGAACUUGGUGUCCAUUUUGCAUGCAUCCUUGAGACUAAGCUUUCAGGAACCAAGUUGGAACUUUUUGUCAACUCCAAACUCUCAGGUUGGAAGUAUUCCACCAAUUUUGAUACUAUAACUGGGGGUAGGAUGGCUGUUUUGUGGAACCCACUUCUUUUUUAUUUUGCUGUACUGGAUGUAGGAGAUCAAUAUAUCCAUUGUGAUGUCAAGUGCCUUACGUCUCAGAAAGCCUUUUCCAUUACCUUUGUUUAUGGACUUUAUACUGUCAUUAGCAGAAGAGAGCUUUGGAAGAAACUAUCCUCUAUUGCUGAUUCCUUAGCCAAACCUUGGGGUAUUAUGGGUGAUUACAAUAGUGUCCUGGCUGCCAAUGAAAGGAUCAACUGCUUGAGCCUCAAUCCCUAUUAUAUGACUGAUUUGCUGCACUUCAGAGCCUCAAAUAACCUUUAAGAUGCCCCUUCUAAAGGGAACUAUUUCACUUGGCAUAGUGGGAAGAAACUCGCCAAACUUGAUAGGGUCCUCAUUAACUAGAGAUGGGGGGAUAUUGGACUGGAACCUGUUGCUGAUUUUAUGGACUUUAACUUCCAUUCAGACCACUGCCCAAUUAUGCUUUAGAGUGGUGGCCCUGUUCUUAGAAAAGCCAAGGCCUUUAAGUUCUUUAACAUGUGGGUGAAGCAUCAAGAGUUUCCAAACCUGGUUGAGCAAGCAUGGCAACCUUGUGUUCUUAGAUCCAAACAAUUCAUAAUUUGCUCUAAACUUAAGUCCUUGAAGCAACCUUUAAAGGCCCUGAACAGGAAUGCCUAUGCUCAUAUUUCCAGCAGGGCAUCUGCGGCCAAAGAAGAGUAUGGACUCCUUAUGAAAGACUUUGUGGCUGAUCCAAACAACUAGGAACUGGAGGAAUUGAUCAAGGCCAAAAGGAAGAUUGCUAAUUUCCUUCUUGAAGCAGAAUUGGAUUUCUUUAAGGAAAAAGCUAAGUGUGACUAUCUCGUUAAGGCUGAAAAGAGCACUAGCUAUUUCCACUCCUUGGUGAAGAAAAAUAGAAGGAAAAAUGCUGUUCCCUUUAUUAUCAAGGAGGAUGGUUCCAGGACUACCUCAUCAGGUGAAGUAGCACAAUGCUUCCUUGACUUUUAUACUGAACUCUUUGGCUCUUCC
Molecule: messenger RNA, 2599 nt
Organism: Cuscuta campestris
Lineage: Eukaryota; Viridiplantae; Streptophyta; Magnoliopsida; Solanales; Convolvulaceae
Source: the annotation of a GenBank genome assembly